AUGAAACUUUCAAUAUUUGCUUUUCUCUUUCACGCUAUAUUUUUCUCGUCAUAUGCAUAUGGUCUUUACCUUCGCGAUGCAACAAUUCUUUACCGUCGCGACACUACUAUUGACCCAAAUCAAUGCACAGUCACUGCUGCAGAAUCUCAUCGUAGUGUAACAGUUAUACUAAUUAAUGAAAUUGAUUAUAACAUUACUUAUGCCAACCACAUUCUCAACUGGGGCGCUUGGGCCUCUAAUGCCUGCGACCCCUCUCAAUCUAUAUAUCCAUCCCUCCCAAUUAAUCAAUCUGAGACCUUUUCCGCUGUAAGCGAUGGCUUCUUAACCGGGACCGAGGGAAAAGUAACUUUUUCUAUUGAUGAUAAAAACACUCCACCAAGCACCUUUAGUAUUUAUUGGGAUAACCCAUUUUCAGGCAGUAAUGAAUAUUCUGUCGAAAUUUCAAAUACCAACUUGUAUGAUUAUCAAAUCCCACCUGGUGCAGGUGUUGGAGAUAACGCUGUUUAUCAGGUUACUAUUUCAAAAAGUACGUGA
Molecule: messenger RNA, 534 nt
Organism: Diversispora eburnea
Lineage: Eukaryota; Fungi; Glomeromycota; Glomeromycetes; Diversisporales; Diversisporaceae
Source: the annotation of a GenBank genome assembly